Messenger RNA from Chelmon rostratus (copperband butterflyfish), 7726 nucleotides. Its product is annotated as nucleus accumbens-associated protein 2. Gene Ontology annotation, biological process: regulation of transcription by RNA polymerase II. The transcript has 7 exons. Bases 533 to 2314 code for a protein of 593 amino acids. Gene Ontology annotation, molecular function: RNA polymerase II cis-regulatory region sequence-specific DNA binding; protein binding; DNA-binding transcription factor activity, RNA polymerase II-specific. NCBI's taxonomy places the organism in Eukaryota, Metazoa, Chordata, Actinopteri, Chaetodontiformes, Chaetodontidae. The record is from RefSeq and is a predicted model, not a curated record.
AGAAACAGAGAGAGAUAAUGACAGGGAGGCAGAGGGAGGCUUUGAGACAGCGCUAGAACAGACAGUGAGCAGAGAGAAUGGGGCUUUGGAGGAUAUAGAGAUAGAGGAGGAAGAAGAAGAAGAAGAAGAAGGCUGGAGAAAGGCAGACAGAAAAGUCAGACAGCAGUGAGAAUCAUCUCUGAGACAGUGGGAAUGACACUUUAAGUGAAAGAGAGAGUCGACCAGACGGAGUGCAUCAGAGUGCUCUCCUCCCAUCUCUAACUACUCCUCUCCUGUCCUGGUCCUGACUGCCGCUGGUGUGUUUGUGUGUGCCCAAGGCUCCAUGGUGUGUUUUAACCAGAGGACUGGCUUACACAGGUCAGAACUGUCUGGGAUAACAGUGAGCACUUUUUCUUUUUUUUCUGCAUUCGUGCAUGCGUGAGAGACUGUUAGCAGAGGAAAGUCGUGUGCUGGUUUCUCCAGAUGCCUCUCUCACUGGCGGAGUCUGCAGUGAAUAUCUGAAACCCCAUCUUCCUCUUCCUCUGCGGUCAACAUGUCCCAGCUGCUCCAUGUGGAGAUCCCGAACUUUGGAGCCACAGUUCUGGGCUCCCUUAAUGAGCAGCGCCUGCUGGGACACUACUGCGAUGUUUCCAUCCUGGUCAAAGGUCAGGCUUUCAAAGCCCAUCGGGCCGUUUUGGCUGCCAGCAGCCUCUACUUUCGUGACCUCUUCAGCAGCUCCACCAAGACCCAGUUUGAGCUGCCCUCCUCAGUCACACCUGCUUGCUUUGAGCAGAUCCUCACUUUCUGCUAUACAGGGAAGCUAACAAUGGCAGCUAGUGAACAGCUGGUGGUCAUGUACACAGCUGGCUACCUCCAAAUUCAGCAUAUAGUUGAAAGAGGCAUGGACCUAAUGUUCAAGGCGAACUCACCUCACUGUGACUCGCAAACAGCAGGGUCUUUAGAGGAAACAGGAUCCGAGCCGCAGAGUCCUUGUAAUAAUGGUAACGGACUAGCGGUGGCUGCCCUUUUGGGAACCCCGGGCUGGUCUCCAUCCCUACUCAUGCCGCAGCGUAAGAUUAAACUCGAAGGGGGUGACCCGACGCCCCUAACAAUACCCACGACACAAAGCAAGAUUUCGUCGACGGAGCUCGGGAGUCGGCUGGCGAGAGCCAGUUCACUGUUCUACUCGGCUGGUGGGACCCCCAUCCCUGGUAUGCCUUCUUACCAAGUUCAGGGGGCCAGUGGGGGUGGAGCAGGAGGUGGAGUUGAAAGGUCCAGUCCUGGAGCCUCCAGCCUGCCAACCACAGACAGUCCUACGUCCUACCAGAAUGAAGAUGAGGAGUUUGAGGAAGAGCCGUAUGAUGGGAUCUCAGAGGAUGCCUACAGUCAUCUCUAUGGACGUUCAGCAAACCCCUACGGGAUCCAGGACAAGCCAGAGAUGGCAGCGGUGCCCUUGGCCUUGGAGAACCGGAACUGUGUGCUGAUCCGCAGGGACCUGGUGGCACUGCCUGCAAGCCUUAUCAGCCAGAUAGGCUACCGCUGCCACCCUAAGCUCUACACCGAGGGGGACCCCGGGGAGAAGCUGGAAUUGGUAGCUGGUACACAGGUGUUCAUGACUCGAGGCCAGCUGAUGAACUGCCAUCUAUGUGCUGGUAUCAAACACAAAGUCUUGCUCCGCCGCCUGCUAGCCACGUUCUUUGAUAGAAACACUUUAGCCAAUAGCUGUGGGACAGGUAUCCGUUCCUCUACUAGUGACCCCAGCAGGAAACCCCUAGACAGCAGGGUCCUCAACGCUGUCAAACUCUACUGUCAAAAUUUCAACCCUAACUUCAAGGAGAGUGAAAUGAAUGUGAUUGCUGCUGACAUGUGCACAAAUGCGAGGCGUGUCCGCAAGCGAUGGCUGCCCAAGAUCAAGUCCAUGCUGCCCGACGGCAUGGACGUGUACCGUGCAGGAAUGGGCAUGGGUGCUGCUGUUGGUCUGGGCCUGGCACUGGGCGCCCCUCAAUCAGGGGUAGCCCUCCCCUUUGAGUCUGACUUCAAGACCCUAGACCAAAGGUUGUAUCCAGAUCGCAAGGACCCUCUCAGGACUCACCCACCGCUGACAGAGGGCAGCCCUGGGUCUGGGGCUGCUGGAGCAGAGGUUGAAGGUGAAGGUGACAGAGUAGUCCAAGAGGAACAGGAGGAAGAUGAGGAUGAAGCUGGGUUAGAGGGUGUAGAUGGAUCACUGGGGGCGCCAACUUUGAUCCCAGGAGCCGAGGCAGGCACUUGUGGUGACACGCCGCCUGAGCAGGAAGUGGAGAGUUUUGGACAAGGUCUGCGGGUGAACGGACAGUGAAUGUCCCUUGGGCUGCCUCUCACGUUGUGAAAUCUGUUUAACACCGCAUUUUCUUUUGCUUGCUCUCUUACUCUUAACAUCUCAUCCACCACUCUCUCUUCUCCUCCGUGCUUCCUCAACAGGAAUUAUACAGCACAAACAGCUGCGCUCGUAGGUCUUACUAUACAGGAAUUUGUCUCACAUGCAUGUGCACACAUGUGCUUGUGUACAUGCAUAAUUACUGUUAAAGGAAGUAGAGCAGCGAUACUAGAAGUAGACACAGGCAUGGCAUUUGCACACUGAGUAAAUCGGCCCUUUCUGCUCCACCCUUUUCUUCGUGUAUUCUGUAUUUACUCAGUAUUUCGGCACCCGCAGCAAUAUUACAAAGGCCUGAUAGCAGAACAAAUGGCUGUAAUGAUUCAUCAUUUCAGUGCAAUACAACAGCAACAGCCGCUUUGCUGGCAGUUUAGGGAGUGUGGUAUAAUGGUUUGUAAAAUGAUUCCUUUUUCUUGGAAAGCUGCAUCUGAAAAUAACCCGUGUAACCUUGGGAAAAACAGAUGAGACAAACACAGCUCGCUUCAAAAGCAGCUCAUUUUGCCGUGUUUGACCACUUCACACCACGUUGUAUGAUAAAUGUGUAUGACUAUAUAACAAAGAUUGUAUUGUAAUUAAAGGUCAAGUACUGUCUUACCACCAUUAAAACAAUUUUACUUUCUUCUCAAAGCAGCACGUGGAUUUUGCGGCAAAGAUGAGGAAGAGUGUUUCUGCUAACGCUAAAGACUUCUAACAAAUAAUCUAUCACAUGGACUUGUUUUUUCACGCAUAUUUGCCCGUGACAUAUCGGAUUAGACUGUCAAUGUGAUGCCUGUGUCUGCUCCAGACCGCCCCUCCCAACCACACACACACACACAUGCGCAGACAUGCGCACACAUUUCUCACCUUAUGAUGCUAGCCUUUAAUGUCUGCACCAAUGCAUUAAAAAUACACUGUCCGCCACCCAAAAAAAAAAAAAAAUAUAUAUAUAACUGUGCUUUUUUUAACUUGAAAGAUCAUUUAGAUUACAUCACUCUGUGAGGAGAGAGACAUGAACAAGAAACCAACAGCUUGCAUGCAUGAAUACAAACAGCGGAUAUGGAGAAUUAUUGAAAACGACAACAAAGCCACAAACCUGCAUCUAAAUAAGAAAACAGCUACUGUUGCCUCGACGUAUGCCAUUAAUACGCAAAAAGGACUUUUUAUCCCAUGUCUCACUGGGAUCUGACCUCAGUCUGACACAUGUUAGAACUGACCUGGGUGUGACCCAGGAGUGACUGUGUUUGACGCAGUGUCUGUCGGAUUUUCUUUUUUAACUGCGGAGCGUGCUGUCACCACGGGUGGAGGAGACUGAAUGUGUGGAGUAGUAAGAGGAGGUGCACUACACUGAGUGGCAGAGGGAAGCAUGUCAGAGAGGAGCACUGUUUCGCCUUGAUGUGGUGGUGUGAUUGGCACCAAGCCAACACAGUCCUGCUUCCAUCCUGUUUAGUUUGUUUUUUCCAUGGUGGGGGGUUGGAGGGGGGGUAAAUUAUUAUUGAAUAAAACUUAUAAGAGCAAUUUCUGCUGGCUUAUUGCAUUUGCACUCGAAAAAAGAGGUUAAAGGGUGGGAAAGUAAUGCUUUUUGGCAAAAUGUGACUGUAUUAAAGACUGAAAAUUUCCUCCACAUCACCCUGAUGAGUUAUUGAAUUAGGGGGUUGUGGGUUUGGAAGGAGAAAACUGGAGUGAGGCAAUGAGUCGCACAGGGACUUAAACCUGUAUUUUCGUAUUUCUUUUCCUUUUUUUUUGACAUUUGUUUUCAUGCUUUCUGCCACGCAUAGGGACGAAGUCCAAACAGCCUUCUUUCAUUGUUUUGUGCAUUGAUUUUAAGAAUACACUGUUGUCUGUUUUUUUUUUUUUUGUUUUUUUUGUUUUCUGGGUGUUCCCGAUCAGCGUCAAAGCACAUUUUAUCACGAGUUCAGACUGUCAAAAUUAGGUGAAUGAACCCCAAAGUUAUUUUUAGGCCCUGUUUUGGGAAAGCGUGGUCAAAAAAUAAAAUGAAUCUGAUUUUUUUUUUUUCCUCUGCAGAAAUUGAUGGCAUAGCCUAACAAGCAAGCGAGAAACACAGUCUAUGGUCCUGAUAUAUUUAAUCUGUCUGUUUAUGCUUCAGUGCUGCGCCACGGGAAAGAACGGGCCAGGUUAUUCUCUGUCUGUGAUCUACAUAUCUUGUUUCGGACUCUUUAGGGGAAGCUUUAAGAUGGCCCUGCACUAGAAACACAGGGUUGUAAUUGCACUUGGUAAUGAUAUGACGUUUACAGUUUAUUGCUUUUUUUUUUUUCUUUUGGAAGAAAUGUGAGAAAACAGGGCCGUGAUGGGAUGGCUGAGAUGAUGAAUGAAUGUAAACUGUAGCACUGCUUCGGCGAGGGGUCCGAGCCUUGACAGAAUAUGUUCAAAUACUCAAAUGCUGUUUAUAUGACCCACUUCUUCAUCAAUUGUACACUCUUAAAAAUGGGCCUAUAUAACAUGAUUUGACUGUGAGGCUGGGUGAUGUUCUAACCUAAAGCUUUUGUGAUUUUUUCAAAUUGAAGUGAACAGGUCUUCCAAUGUGGGGAACACCAGGGAGCAUUUUCCUAGUAUACAGAAAACUGAGCGAUGUUCGAGUACAGACAUUUAGUACGAUAUUGUUUAUUCCAUUUUUAUCCCAAUGCGCUCCUCAUUUUUUAAAAACAUUUUGACAGUUAUGUUUGUCUCUAAUGUUGAAAUAUUCUGAACUGAUCCUGAAACUCUCUGCGUAGAUAUAUUUCAAGAUUUAGCAAAUAAUUUCUUUAUCUCAUUUUUAAUUUAUGAAGCUUCGGGUCCUUAAGUUGCUCUUGUUAAAAAAAAAAAAAAGCAUAAAUAGAGAUAUUCAGUUGUUUAUCAGAGCCACUAGCUUAAUUACUAGACUUUUGAGAGGAUCACCUAUGCUUCUGAUUUUGUCAACCAAGGUAACAGUCUUCCCAAAAUGUAUACAAUUACGGAUUUUAAAACAAAAUCACGGUUAUUACUGUAGAUUACAAAAUAGUUUGCAACUUAAUCAGCCUUUUAAAUUAAAGCCUGUGUGCUCCACUGUUAAACUGUAUAACAUAUACGUUUAUCCUGUCUUGCUCUCUUUGUAUUUUCAUGCACAGUAAGUCUAUGUUUUGGUUUUACUAGGAUCUAUUAUCAAACAGGCAGAAUUGGGUCAACAUUUUAACUUGGAGGAAUUUGAUAUAAGCUUCAAUUAACACAAAGCGGUAAAUAAUAUAGAGUGAAACAUUGAUAUACUACACUGUCUGGAUAAAGGGGUGUGGAGCAGUGCCUUAGACUGUGACUGUGUGGGUGUGGAUGUUGUGAUGUGGACCUUUAUGUUCAGAGAUGAACAAAACAAAGUACCUGUAGGGAUAGAUUUUUUUUUCUUCACUGAAGUUAUGACUAAAAUUGGCCUUGUUUGCUCGUUUAGUAUAAUGCAUGUGAUAUUUUAAUCGCUCCUUUUCUAAUGUUUGCCAUCUGUCAUCUCAUUCUUUCAGGACAAAGACAAACUCAUGAAAAUAGAUUUGCUACACUUAUCAACAGCAACAGUAUGAUUAACAUCAUCUAUAUGAUUGACCGACAACCCAAAAAUUAUUUAAAGAUGAUAUGAUAUUGUACACAGAUUUCACAUUUCAGCUUAUUCACUUUUUGUUCCACAAAAAAAUACCAAACUUUUUUAGGAAAUUAUUUGUUUUGUUUUGUUUUGUUUUUUGCUCUCUUCUGCUUAGGGUCUUUUUCUCUUGUGCAGAGUGAAUUUGAACAUGAAUGAUGUUGCACUAUACUGUAAACAGAGGAAUUCGUGAGAGAACCUGAUGGCUAACCCCUGGGGAGGAUGAGCUCUGUUUUAGGUGGCUGAAAGAAAAGCCAGUCUAAAAUGUAUGUCAUGUUAUGUAUUUUUACAUAUACUGUGUCUUUGAUUGAAAGCUGCGUUUCUUUCACAGCAACUCUCUUGUUAAGAAUGCUUUUUUUUAAUUCAGUGACAGAAAUGUGUCUUUUGCAGUAUCUGUCAUUCAUCCAGAUGAUCAUUGAAAAUGAUAAAAUAAGAUAUAGGGUGGGAUUGUUGGUUGAAAAGAAGCUAUUUUCACAAACAUUUCUUUGCAAAUAAAUUGUUACUUCCUUUCUAAAAACUUACACAGUGCUCUGUUCAUCCCCCAUUACUGUCAAACUAAUGGGCACAGGAGUCUUUGUUCCACUGAGGGGUUUAUCCUGAAAACAACACAUUUAUAUGCAAAGAGACACUUGUAUCAUAAAAUGCAUGCCAUUGAGACACUCACUCUAACCCAAUGAAACCUCUGAUCUUUAUGCACCAUGUAUUUUAUGCUGAAUAACUGUUGUCACUGUUAGCAAACAAAGACUGUGGAGUCUUGCAAUGAGAAGGGUUGUAUUUUUAUCACACAACCUGGCCUUUUAUUGAAUGUUUAGGUAAAGUUUAACCUAUUACAAUAAUGAAAGCAAAGUAGUGGUAAAGAGUGGAAUACAUUGACUAACUACCCAGUUGAGUGUAUUUUUGAACCUUCAGCAGACUCAGAAAAAAAUGCACUAAAAGUUUGUAUGUGUAUGUAUGUGUCCUUGAACAUAAUGCCAGCACUUUAGAACUACUUAGACAAAUGAAAGAAAAGACAAAAGGGCGACUGAGGGUUAGGAGAAGGAGGAGAAAACGCAACUUUUAAAGCCAUGUGUUCAGAGCGCUGACAAUCAGAGUAGGGAUGAGACCCAAAGUGCAUUAUGGGAGAUCUGACAUGACUUGCUGUGCUCUUGCUGUUUGCUUUGUCUUUCUCCAGCUUGCUUUGGUCUGUGCUAGCUUACUUUCCAGAGUGGAGGGACAUGGUGAUGUUAACUCAAGCCUUUUUGGUUAUAAGUGUGUGUCUCUGCAACAAGGACUGGUGGAUAUUUGGCUGAUACCUUGGUGCUCCGUGAACAAAGCUGUCCCAUGUUGACAUGGACCAUAACUGUAAAGCUCUGGUAGGCAUGGGCCGAACACGGUCCUUAGUCUGGGCUUAUUGGUAACCUCUCAAUGGACAACAGUCGAAAGACUGAGGAUCUUAUCAUGCAACCCUACACUUUGAUCAUGGUAAUGUUCUUCACUAUCAACAGGGCUUGGACCAGGCAAACUGGGAUGGGACAAUUUCAAUGUUGAUACUGCUUUAUGUUUCAGAUGAAAAAUGUUAAAAUGUUUAUGCGCCUUCUGACUCAAGCAUCAAUAAUAUAUACAACAGAAAUGCAAGUUGCCACUUUUGAUGUUGCAUAAGAAUCUACCUUUCAUUCCCAUCAUGGUAUUUGCCAUCACCAGUUUCAGUUGUGUAGUCCAAGAGUACCUGAUUUCUUUAAAUGCAAUACAGAAAAAUCUGCUUUCUAAUAAAAGUCCUUACUUCACCA